This is a messenger RNA of Danio rerio (zebrafish), 11227 nucleotides long. Lineage: Eukaryota; Metazoa; Chordata; Actinopteri; Cypriniformes; Danionidae. The record is from RefSeq and is a predicted model, not a curated record.
UAAAUGAAUAGCCAGGGCUGCCGCUGGUGAAUUGCUGUGGCGGAAGGAGCCUCUGGAAGAGAGCAGGAGAAUGAAGCCCUGAAUGCUCGAGCUCAUUCACUCAGUUUGAGACCGCACGAGCAACACCGUAUUGCGGGCUCCUGGAUCUAUCCUUCAUACUGACGUGCUUCGUUUCUUUUUCUUGAACAGACCAAUGUUGGAUAUAUGUUAAGCCUGCGUGGACUAUCCAUAAGAAGGAAUGCAUCUUUUCUUCGUGAAACUAAUUGUUGUGAUAUCACUCAAUACUUUGACACAAGGCCUGGAAUGUUCAGAAAAAUGCCAAAACGGAGGCACAUGUGAACCAACUGCAGACGGGAGAGGAGAAUGCAAGUGUCUGGAUCUGUACGCCGGCCCAGCGUGCCAGUUCCGCAACCCUUGCUUCCAAUCCCCGUGCAGAAAUGGUGGCGUGUGCCGUUUGAUCACUUCUGCCAACAAGGUGGACUUUGUCUGCAACUGCAGCCUGGGCUACACGGACCGAUUGUGCCUCACUCCCACCAACAACGUGUGCCUUGGUGCUCCGUGCCGAAACGGAGGAACGUGCGAACUCACCAGCAUCCACAACUACAGGUGUAAAUGCCCACCAGGCUGGUCAGGUAAAACCUGCCAGCAAGCUGAUCCCUGUGCCUCGAAUCCUUGUGCCAAUGGUGGUCAGUGUAGCCCCUUUGAUUCGGACUUCCUCUGCCACUGUACACCUUACUUCUCAGGCCAAACCUGCAAACAAGAUGUCAACGAGUGCGCGCAGAUUCCCUCUCCGUGUAAGAACGGUGGCGUGUGUGAGAACGGAGUGGGCACGUAUCACUGCAACUGUCCCGCCGAGUACACUGGGAAACACUGCGAGAGCCUGUAUCAGCCGUGUAACCCCUCGCCAUGCUUACACGGGGGCACCUGCGUACAGAAGGGGGAGACCAGUUAUGAGUGCUCCUGUCUGCCAGGUUUUAGUGGGCAGAACUGCGAAGAAAACAUCGAUGAUUGUCCAGAUCAUCGCUGCCUUAAUGGAGGGACCUGUGUGGAUGGAGUGAACACCUACAAUUGCCAGUGCAAACCAGAGUGGACAGGUCAGUUCUGUACCGAAGAUGUCAACGAGUGCGAUUUGAUGCCCAACUCCUGCCAGAACGGUGGCACGUGCUUGAACACGCAGGGUGGGUAUAACUGUGUGUGCGUGAACGGCUGGACGGGGGACGACUGCAGCGAGAACAUCGACGACUGCGCAGAUGCAGCCUGUCAUACUGGAGCCACAUGCCACGAUCGGGUGGCCUCCUUCCUCUGCGAAUGUCCUCACGGGCGCACAGGUCUGUUGUGUCAUCUAGAUGAUGCUUGCAUUAGUAACCCGUGUCAAAAAGGCUCUAACUGUGACACCAACCCAGUCAACGGCAAAGCCAUCUGUACCUGUCCACUGGGUUAUGUUGGGCCGGCCUGUGACCAAGACGUUGAUGAAUGCUCACUGGGUGCAAACCCUUGUGAACAUGCUGGAAAGUGUAUAAACACAAAAGGCUCGUUCCAGUGUAAAUGUCUGCAGGGAUAUGUUGGAGCUCGAUGUGAGCUGGACAUAAAUGAGUGCCUUUCCACCCCGUGCCAAAACGACGCCACCUGUUUAGAUCAGAUUGGAGGAUUCCAUUGCAUCUGUAUGCCAGGGUACGAGGGAGUCUUCUGUCAGAUCAAUACCGAUGAGUGCGCCAGCAUGCCCUGCCUCAACAAUGGGAAGUGCAUCGACAAGAUCAACAACUACCAAUGCGAGUGCCCCACAGGAUUUUCGGGGAGCCAAUGCCAGUUCGACAUUGACGAGUGCGCUAGUACUCCUUGUAAAAAUGGGGCCAAGUGUAUGGAUGGGCCCAAUAUGUACACCUGCCAGUGCACUGAAGGAUACACAGGGCAGCACUGUGAGACAGAUGUAGAUGAGUGUCUGUCCAACCCGUGUCACUACGGCACCUGUAAAGAUGGCCUGGCGUCCUUCACCUGCGUCUGCCGUGCGGGUUUCAUGGGCCGUCUGUGCGAGAUCAACAUUAAUGAGUGUCUCAGUCAGCCAUGCCAAAACGGAGGCACCUGCCAGGACCGUGAGAAUGCCUACUUGUGUGUCUGCCCCAAAGGAACUGCAGGAGCUAACUGUGAGAUCAACCUGGAUGACUGUCAGAGCAAUCCCUGUGAUUUCGGGAGAUGCAUCGACAAGAUAAAUGGGUACGAGUGUGCCUGCGAACCGGGAUACACAGGGAAAAUGUGCAACAUCAAUAUCGAUGAAUGUGCCAUCAACCCCUGCCACAAUGGCGGAACCUGUGUGGAUGGAGUCAAUGGCUUCACUUGUCUGUGCAGAGAGGGCUAUCAUGACACCACCUGCCAAUCACAGCUCAACGAAUGCCUCAGCAACCCCUGUAUCCAUGGACACUGUGAAGACAAAGUCAAUGGAUAUAACUGUAUUUGCGACUCUGGCUGGAGUGGAGUCAACUGUGACAUUAACAACAACGAGUGCGAGUCCAACCCCUGUAUGAAUGGAGGCACUUGUAAGGACAUGACCAGUGGCUACGUCUGCACAUGUCGCGCCGGCUUCAGCGGUCCCAAUUGCCAAACGAAUAUCAACGAAUGUGCCUCCAACCCAUGCUUGAAUCAAGGAACCUGCAUUGAUGAUGUGGCCGGAUACAAAUGCAACUGUCUGCUUCCUUACACUGGCGAGAACUGUGAGACCCUGUUGGCCCCGUGCGGCUCUAAACCCUGUAAGAACGGAGGCGUUUGCAAGGAAUCGGAAGACUACGAGAGCUUCUCUUGUGUGUGUCCUGCGGGAUGGCAAGGCCAAACAUGUGAGGUGGACAUCAACGAGUGUGUUAAAAAUCCUUGCCGAAAUGACGCCAUCUGCCAAAACUCCAUUGGCAGCUACAAGUGCAGUUGCAAAGCGGGCUACACGGGUCGCAACUGUGAGACAGACAUCGAUGACUGCAAGCCCAACCCCUGCAGUAACGGUGGCUUCUGCAAAGACGCAGUGAACGCCUUCGCUUGCACCUGCCUGCCGGGUUUCAGGGGCGGCAGAUGCGAGGAGGACAUUAACGAAUGUGAGAGUAACCCGUGUAAAAACGGCGCCAACUGCACUGAUUGUGUGAACAGCUACACCUGCACCUGUCCACCUGGAUUCAGUGGGAUUCACUGCGAGAACAACACACCUGACUGUACUGAGAGCUCUUGUUUUAAUGGUGGCACAUGUGUGGAUGGCAUCAACAGCUUCACUUGCCUGUGCCCUAAAGGCUUCACUGGCAACUACUGCCAGCAUGACAUCAACGAGUGCGACUCCAGACCGUGCAUGAAUGGAGGCACCUGCCAGGACAGCUAUGGCACCUACAAGUGCACCUGCCCUCAGGGAUACCACGGUCUUAACUGUCAGGAGCUGGUGAACUGGUGUAAACCGUCUCCCUGUAAGAAUGGAGGGAUCUGCAGACAGAGCGGCACGAGAUACAGCUGUCAGUGUCAGACAGGCUGGACUGGUUUAUACUGUGACGUUCCCAGUGUUUCCUGCGAGGUGGCCGCCAAACAGCAAGGUGUUGAUGUGGUCCGGCUGUGUCGUAACUCUGGCCAGUGUCUGGACGCUGGAAACACACACUAUUGUCACUGUCAGGCCGGAUACACGGGCAGCUACUGUGAGGAGCAGGUGGACGAAUGCAUUCCCAAUCCGUGCCAGAACGGAGCAACUUGCACCGACUACCUGGGCGGAUACUCCUGUGAAUGUGUGCCAGGUUAUCAUGGAGUGAACUGCUCUGAUGAGAUCAAUGAGUGUCUGUCUCAGCCCUGCCAGAACGGGGGCACAUGCAUCGACCUGAUCAAUACCUACAAAUGCUCCUGUCCUCGGGGAACACAAGGUGUGCACUGCGAGAUCAACAUUGACGACUGCACACCGUUCACUGACCCCAUCACCCAUGAGCCUAAAUGCUUUAACCAGGGCCGCUGUGUGGACCGUGUGGGCGGCUACCACUGCAUCUGUCCCCCUGGGUAUGUUGGGGAACGCUGUGAGGGCGACGUCAACGAGUGCCUGUCCAACCCCUGUGGCACACACAGCUGCAUCCAGCUCAAAAACAACUACCGCUGCGAGUGUCGCACAGGAUACACAGGUCAGCAUUGUGACAAAGUGUUUGAUGGCUGUAAAGGGAAGCCGUGUCGUAAUGGAGGCACCUGCGCUGUAGCCAGUAACACUCCUCAUGGCUUUAUCUGCAAAUGUCCACCGGGUUUUACGGGCUCGACCUGCGAGUACGACGCUCACGCAUGUGGGAGCCUUCAAUGCAAAAAUGGCGGGACGUGCGUUUCUGGUCACAAGAGUCCCAAAUGCCUGUGCACCCCUGCUUUCACUGGUCCCGAGUGCCAGGAUCCCAGCGGAGGCCACUGCACCACUAACCCCUGCUAUAACGGAGGCACGUGCGAGUAUAUAACCGAGGAGCCGUAUUACCACUGCAUCUGUCCCACCAACUUCAACGGCCUCUUCUGCCACAUCCUGGACUGGAGUUUUCCAGGCGGCACUGGUCAGGACAUCACGCCGGCUCCUAAGGUGUCGGUCAGCUGCGAGAUUGAGCAGUGUAAAGUCAAGAAGGGCAAUAAGAUCUGUGACAGCGCAUGUAAUAAUUACGCCUGCGAUUGGGACGGUGGCGACUGUUCGCUGAACUUUAAUGACCCAUGGAAGAACUGUUCGGCGGCUCUGCAGUGCUGGCGCUAUUUUAAUAACGGGAAGUGUGAUGAACAGUGCCACAACACGGGAUGCCUCUAUGAUGGGUUCGACUGCCAGAGAGUGGAGGCACAGUGCAAUCCACUAUACGAUCAGUAUUGCAAGGACCACUUUGCAGACGGCUACUGUGACCAGGGCUGCAAUAAUGCAGAGUGUGAAUGGGACGGCCUGGACUGCGCUAACGACACCCCCGAGAAGCUGGCUGCAGGACUGCUGGUUGUGGUGGUCCACAUUCACCCUGAUCAGCUCCGAAACAACUCGUUCGGGUUUCUGCGGGAGCUCAGCCGAGUGCUCCACACCAACGUGGUUUUCCGGCGGGAUAGCAAGGGGCAAGAAAUGAUCUACCCGUAUUACGGCAAUGAGCAGGAACUGAAGAAACACAACAUCAAACGAUCACUAGACGGCUGGAACGAUGCUUCUAGCGAUGUCUUGAGCUCGAUGAAAAACAGCAUUUACAAUAUAGUAGUGGAAGGAGGGAGAAAACGCAGAGAACUGGAGAAGAUACAAGUCAAAGGCUCCGUGGUUUAUCUGGAGAUUGACAACCGGCAGUGCUACCAGCAAACCUCCGAAUGCUUCCAGAGCGCCAACGACGCGGCGGCGUUCCUCGGAGCGCUGGCUUCCAGCGGCAGUCUGAAAAUGCCUUACGUCAUCGAGGCCGUCACAAGUGAGAUCGAUGGACCGUCGCCUGUAGAGCUCUAUCCAGUCUACGUGGUUCUGGCAGGAUUGGCGCUGCUGGCCUUUGUCGCCAUUGGGAUGGUGGCGUCCCGUAAACGGCGCCGGGAACACGGACAACUUUGGUUUCCGGAGGGUUUUAAGACCAGCGAGCCCAGCAAGAAGAAGAGGAGAGAGCCGGUCGGAGAAGAUUCAGUCGGUUUGAGGCCACUUAAGAACUGUUCAGACAUUUCGUUAAUGGACGACAACCAGAAUGAAUGGGGAGAGGAGGAACAGUCCGACAGCAAACGCUUCAGGUCUGAGGAGCAGGCGAUGCUGGAUUUAGACGAUCAGCCAGAUCACAGACAGUGGACGCAGCAGCAUUUGGACGCAGCCGAUCUGCGCAUCCCAUCCAUCGCUCCCACACCGCCUCAGGGCGAGAUAGAGAACGACUGCAUGGACGUCAAUGCCCGAGGACCAGAUGGCUUUACUCCUCUGAUGAUUGCGUCCUGCAGUGGAGGAGGGCUCGAAACGGGAAAUAGCGAGGAAGAGGAAGACGCUUCAGCAAACGUCAUCAAUGAUUUCAUCUAUCAGGGCGCCAACCUUCACAACCAGACAGACCGCACGGGUGAGACGGCUCUACACCUGGCUGCCCGCUACGCCCGCUCAGACGCCGCGAAACGACUGCUGGAGGCCAGUGCUGAUGCUAACAUCCAGGACAAUAUGGGCAGGACUCCAUUACAUGCCGCUGUGGCUGCUGAUGCCCAAGGCGUCUUCCAGAUUUUGAUACGGAACCGCGCCACAGAUCUAGACGCCCGCAUGCAUGAUGGCACCACACCUCUGAUACUGGCCGCAAGACUGGCGGUCGAGGGCAUGGUGGAGGAACUCAUCAACUGCCAUGCUGACGUUAAUGCCAUUGAUGACUUUGGUAAAUCUGCUCUUCACUGGGCAGCAGCUGUGAACAAUGUAGAUGCAGCGAUGGUGUUGCUUAAGAAUGGGGCAAAUAAAGACAUGCAGAACAAUAAGGAGGAGACUCCUCUUUUCCUGGCGGCAAGGGAAGGAAGUUACGAGACGGCUAAAGUUCUUCUGGAGCAUUUUGCAAACCGGGAAAUCACAGACCACAUGGAUCGACUCCCGCGAGACAUCGCGCAAGACAGAAUGCAUCAUGAUAUUGUGCGUCUUAUUGAUGAAUACAACCUAGUGCGCAGUCCUCCCAUGCACAGCGCCCCGCUCUGCACCACGCUUUCCCCACCCCUCUGCUCCCCCAAUGGCUUCAUGGGCAACAUGAAGCCCUCGGUGCAAAGCAAAAAACCUCGUAAGCCCAGCACUAAAGGCAUCGGCUGCAAAGACGGCAAAGAUAUGAAAGUCAAAAAGAAGAAAGCACAAGACGGAAAGGGAAACUUAUUAGACAGCUCGGCUGUUCUCUCUCCGGUGGAUUCCCUAGAGUCGCCUCACGGGUAUAUUUCUGACAUCGCCUCGCCACCCCAGAUGACAUCACCCUUCCAACAAUCGCCCUCCAUGUCGCUCAAUCAGCUACAGGGAAUGUCAGACAACCACAUGGGCGUCAGCCAUCUUGGAAUUGGCAACAACCAAGAUCUUUCCCAUAUACAGUUUGAUCCAUUGCCUCCACGUCUCACUCAUCUUCCAGUGGCCGGAUCGAACGGUUCAAACGUCAUGAACGGCCAAUGCGAAUGGCUAGGGCGGAUGCAUGGAAGCAUGGCUCCGCAAAACCAGUUCACAGCCAUGAGAAACGCCUCAGGUCAAGCCAACCUUCACCAAUCAGGCUUGAUGACGUCACAUCACAAUGGCCGCCCUGCCACGCUCUCUCAAAUGAUGAACUAUCAAAGCAUGCAGAACACACAUCUAAUGCAGCAGAUGCAGCAGAGCAUGCAGCCGCGGCCCCAGCAGACCGGCGUCCAGCUGCAGAGCCAGAGCCAGAACUUCAUCGGGGGUGAUCUGGGUGGACCGGAGCUCCAGCAGAGCGCAGGGAACAGCAUGUCCAUCCAUACUAUAAUCCCCCAGGAGACCCAGCUGCUCAACCCGUCCUCUCUGGGGUCCAGCAUGGCGGGCACGCAGUUCCUGACGCCACCUUCCCAGCACAGUUACACUCCCGCAUUGGACGCCAACACUCCCAACCACCAACUUCAAGUGCCUGACCACCAUCCUUUCCUCACGCCAUCUCCCGGUUCUCCAGACCAGUGGUCCAGCUCGUCACCCAAUUCCAACAUGUCCGAUUGGUCGGAGGGUAUUUCCAGUCCUCCCACCAGCAUGCAGUCACAAAUCGGACACAUGCCCGAGCAAUUCAAGUAGAACAAUGAGAUUCGCUAAAUGAAGGCACAUUCCAUAAGCCUGCUUAUACUGAAGGGUCUUUUAUACGCCGCUUGUACUAACCUUUUUUUUUCUUUAAUUUAUUGACAUUUUGUUAUUUAUAUACUUGUCAUCAUUUUUUUUUUAAUUUGGGCACAAAACAUUAAAUCUUAAAGUCGGCAUGAAAUGAAACUUAAAAUUGUUGAUUUUUCACCUAACAUUACAUCCGAUUGAAACGAUUUGUGAAAUAAAUAAAUAAAAAUUUAGGGCGGGGCUUGAUUUUUGUCCAAGUGGAUCAUUAGAAGAUUUGCCAAAUUGGAUAAUAUUUGAAUGCCAGUUGUGGAGGAUCAAGGCUGGUUUAUACUUCUGCGUCAAAUGACCCACGGCGAUUGCCUUGUAUGUAGCCAUGCAUUCAUACUUCUGUGUGCUGUUUGUGUUGCUCUGCAAUAACACAUCUGAAUCGCUAGGUUUUAUUAUGUUCUUUUGUGUCGAGUUUCAUCAAAGGUGUUUUUUUUUUUACGUUACCUUAAUGUACAAGUAGCUUAAACUCGUUCAUUCUGAGGCGGUAACCGGCGGACGUGCAACAACUUUAAUCAUACGGUUAACACAAAACAAAAUUUUCCAUCUGGAGGUCCUUCAUGAGACUCAACACUUGUAAACACUCACUCCAAUGGGUUCGCGCGGCUCUCACCCUCGCCCGCACUCGUCAGCGCUACCGAGGCGACUAGUUAUAAAGCUUGCACUAUGAGUCGAUGCAACGUAGUUUUAUUGUUUGAGAGGUGCACAUCAGCAUCGUCGUAUAAAUCAUCCUUUAGUUUCUAUCGUAGGGUUGUCCCGGUAAUGAAUUUCGGUACCAAUUAUUACUCAAAUUUUUAAAACUUCCAUUUGCUGCUAAUAUUUAAGUGCAGUUGUGUAUACGUGCUCAACCGCGCUGAAAUAUUAGUGGGAAAUGGACAUUUUUAAAACUAAAGUACCGAAUGGUAUCAAAAUUCAGUAUCGUGACGACUCUAGUCCACUGUUAUCAUUGUUGGUUAAAUAAAUGUUUUCAGAUGCCCGAUGACGAGAACGAGGAGCUAAAUUUUACAAAUAGAAUCGUACUAAUCGUAAUAAUAAACCUGUACAAAACGAUGUAAUAUUUCUAAAAAACACGAUCGCAAUAUAUAUAUAUCCAUGCCUAAUAUCCGAUGGACAGGAAUUGAUAAAUUUUAAUAAAUUGUUAGAAUAUUGAUGUCUGUGAAGCAGACUAGUCUAGAGACUGUUGUAUAAACUCGAUUUCAUAUAAAAUUCACUUUAAUGUGUGGUAUGACUAAAAAGUGUUUGUAAACGAAUAUUUACUUAACUCAAAUAAGUAGCGACUUGGAACCGGAAACAGUAUUCAAUACGUCACGACUUAACAAGCGGAUAUUUGUGCAAUUAAUAACUCAGUCCCGCACUGAUAGCCCCGCCCUAAAGACAGACCAUGUGACCCACAGUAAGAAAAGUUAUUUUAAAGGGGGGGGGGGGGGGGGGGAAGUUAUGUUAUUUUAUUUAAAAUAAAGAUUUUAAAACUUGCAGUACCGAUUGGUACCACCGGGAUCUACUGUCGGUCAAAUGAAAUGUUUUCCGAUUCCGAUGAUGAGAAGAGCUAAAUUUUACGAACGAAAUCAUACUAUAUUUGUUCGAACCACUAGCUUAUGCGAAACGAGGCCUGCUCUGUUAGCCCCACCGUCGUUUUGAGGGGGCAGGAAAGGUUGUGGUGUUUGACUAAAGAUUAGGAGCAUUAUUAUGAAAUAAAGAUUACAAAAAUUGCAGUAGCGAUAGGUACCAAAAUUCAGUGUCGCGACAACACCAGUUUACCGGAAUAACCGUCAGUCAAAUUAAAUGUUUUCAAAUGCCCGAUGAUGAGAACGAGAAGCUAAAUUUUGCGAACAGAAUCGUACUAUAUUUGUUUAAACCACUAGCUCACGUGAAACAAGACCUGCACUGAUGGCCCCGCCCUAAAUCAGAUCAUGUGACCAGAAGUUUAAAAAAGUCGUUUUGAGGGGGAGGGAAGGUUAUGGUAUUCAAUUAAAGAUUAUGAGGAGUCAUUUUUUAAUAAAAUGAAGUUCACCGAUUUGUCAUUUAUAACAAGCACUACUAUUUACAUUUUUAUUUCAUGCCGACUUUAAACAAUGAAGAAGGUCAGUGGUGUAAUAACCGUAAUACACUGUAGUCAAAUGUACACACUGGGUAUUUAUUGGUCUUAAAAUAUGCCUGUAUUUUUAUUUUAUGUUUUUUUUUUUUUUUUUUCAGUAGAUCGGUCAUCGUUUCAGUUUUAUUUGAACUAAUAUUGUAAAAACUUUGUACAAAUGCGAAGUUCAUGUACGGGCAUUAUAGAGAGCAUGUUUUUGUACAACAAACUUCAGUGUUAAAGUAGAUUUAUGUUGUCUGAAACAAGCUGCUUUUCCGUUACUAGAAGACGAAUGAAUUUGCUAACGUUUCUGAUAUUUGUUUCGUUAGGUUUAUGUGUGUGCGUCGCAAGGUUUAAACUACAAAUAAGUAGUGGUAUUAUAAUUGAACAUUUGUAUAGUUCAAAUUGAUUUUUUUUUCACAUUCUUUCUCUGUUUCUUGUAUAAUAAAUUCUUGCAAAUGCAGAUUUUUGUAAACGUCCGCUGUGAGCGUGGAUGUCAAAGUGAGGAUCUGAGCUAUUUACAGGAAAUACUUGAUAUUAGCUUGUGUGAAACAAGUCGUAAUGUCAAGAUCUCUGUAUCUUUCCUCUGGUUUUGUAGAACUGGUCACGUGGCCAACAAGUGUCUGGGAUUUAUGAGGUGUUUCAAAUUGAACUUCUCUUCACUGUACUUCCAGUUUUGUAUCUUCGUUUGAGCCUAUGGCUGAUGUAUAUAGAUAUAUUUUAUGCGUUGUCAUGUAAACAGGAUUUUGUUUCAGAAAUCUUAAGUGUGCCAUGGAAAUUUGAACUAUUUUAAUGCUACGUAGUUAUGUUUUCUAUCAUACGCAGAACGUAUAUUUUUUUCUCAGUAUCACUGAGUAGAGAUAAAUCUAAGAAUAUGUAUACACAAGAAUGAUUAGAGGUUACGUCAUAAAGAAUAACAUACAGAUGAUUUUUGACUCGAUAUUUAUUGACCACCAAUAAUCGUCCAUAAAAACACGUUAAAAGGUCUCUAAAGCAGUGUUUCUCAACCACGCUCCUGAAGGACCACCAGCUCUGCAAAUUUCCAUGUCUCUCUAACUGAACGCACCUGAUUCAGAUCGUCAGCUCAUUAGCUGAGACUGUAAGACCUGUAAUGGGUGUGACAGACAAAGGAGACGUACAAAACAUGCAGUGCUGGCGGUCCUCCAGGAACGUGGUUGAGAAACACUGCCCUAAAGGGAUAUGGUGGUGGUGUCAUAUAUAUCCUCUUUAAGCCAUCAGUACUUCUGAGUUCAUCGGAUUUGAACAGCACUGAGUAUAAAAUGUCUGUAAAUAUUACCCAUCUGCAAAAGUGUAGUUUACAUGCAGAGUAUCUGUCAGUUCUACUGUCUGUACAGUUUCUAUGAAUAAUAAAAGAUCCCAUUGUGUAUUCAGAA